AUAGCGCGAACGUGCCGCUGCCGUCGUCGCCGCCGUCGCUGCCGCCGUGCGCGUUUCGCGUCGUGUGCCGCCGACGCGGACUGUUGUACACGAGAGACUCAGUAGCGGUGCGUGCCGGCGGGUUGGGCGUCUCUCUCUCACACACUCAAUCUAACACUCUCUCUCUAUCACUCUCCCGGCGGUCCCGCACAGUCGUAUUAUCAUCAGCACCGCCGUCGUUAUUAUUAUUAUUAUACCAUUGCGGUUAUUUAUUAUUAAUAUUAUAUUGCGCGCGCGUUUGGCAGUGUGUGCGUGGGUGUGUGCGUAUUGCGGCGCGGAAGACAGUGUGAUCAGUACGGGCGCACCACCGCGGCCGAUACAUAAUGUGAUAUAUUAUUUAUAGAAAUAUAAUAUUAUCGUUGUCGUCUCCGCCACCGCCGCCGUUUAAUAUUUAUCAUCGUUUUUAAUGGUCCGCGCCGCAAAAGCCGCGCGACCGACUCGUCUUGGUCGUACUUGCGUGUCGUAGGCGUCGUCGUGCGUUAUUAGUGUAAUAAGCGGCGGAUCGUAUAAUACCAUAUCUUUACUGCCGUUUAUUGUUAUUAUUAUUAUAACAAAUUUAUAAAUUUAAUUUUUUGAACGUUUCGUUUCGGGUUGCGCAGUACAGGACAUCAUCAUUAUAAUAUUAUUAUGUCGCGUGCCGUUCACACCGUGCAUCACACGAGACAAUCGCCACCGCUGCCUCUGCCGUCGCCGUCGUUUUUGUGCAGUCGACCGCCGCUACCGGCGUCGUCGUCGUCGUAGGAGAGCAACGCACCACGGCCGUAAAUUUUGCAAUAGCCGCCGCUCCCCUGUUACCCCCGGACGAGACGUAGAAUGGGGGAUGACGGUGGAGGUUGGUGACCAGAACAGUCGCAGGGGUUGGACAUGGGCAAUAAACUGAGCUCCUGCGGACCUCUAAUCAAAAAAUCAUACAGAUACGAUGACGUUGCCGGACCAUUUCAAAGCUCAUCGAGAAGAAGAGAUGGUCAUCUUCUUAGAUUAUGGGCUGAAGUAUUUCAUGUGAGUGCUAAAGGAGAAGAAAUAAAAUGGCAACAAAUAUCCGAAGAUCUCGUUCCUGUAAACAUUACGUGCUUACAAGAUGGACCAGAGUAUAUAUUCCACAUCACUGCUUACAACAGUCAAGUGGAAAAAAUUAUGGAUAUUCGCCUGGUUCAACCAGGUACAAAAAUAGGAUUAGCUUCAGAAUGUUUUGCGUACUGGAAAGAACCACAUAGCAAUGACACUUGGGGCCUAAAUUUCACAUCCCCAAUAGAUGCUAAACAAUUUAAAGAAUGUUGCACUCCAACUGUGAAAUUGUCUCGGAAAUCAUCUUCAUCGUAUUCUUUAAAAUUAGAUACGUCGAAAAGGCAAAGUACGAAAGUGAGAAAAAAACCGCUAUCGACACCAACUUCACCUAGUAGAUCAAGGGAGCCACAAUGUACUUGCAUGACAGCUGAUCAAUUUAAUAGACUCAGGGCACAAGAUCCAAGAUACAAUAAAGAAAGAUCUUCUACGUUACCGCGUUCUCAUACUCGACAACUUUCACUUGGAGAUGGACCUUUGGAAGCUGAUAAGUCAACAGUACCUGAAGAUACAUCCAAACAGACCAUAUCCCGAAGCUCAAAUACGAGAGACAGAGAAACUGCCACGCCCGGUGGAAAACUAAACAUUACCGGAACUGGGUCACAAACAGAACAGGGUCAACAAGAAAGUUGUAAAAGUGAAGGAGUGCAAACAAUCGGUGCUAAGACUACGUCUACCACAGGCACAUGCACUCCAAGAAUGCCCUCCAAGGACUAUUCAGAAGGGUAUGUGGAGUCAGAUUUAUUUAAAUCAUCAACAGCUUCAAAAAAUUCAAGAAAUCAAAACAAAACAUAUAGAGAUGAUUAUCGAUAUAGAGAUAAUGUGGGAUUAAUGAAACGUACAUUAAAACCAAUGCCAUCUUUAGAAAGUCCUGUUACUUCACCAGAAAUGAAUCGAAGACGUGGUUAUAGUUAUUAUACUCAGCCAUCAUCAAUGUCUACAAUGAUAUCUCCUAUGCCACAAUGUCCAAGACAACAAUCAACAUCAGAGUCAGAGUCUAAUGUAAAACAUAGAAAUUCACGAUUUAAUAACUCAGGUUCCCGCUCAUCUUAUGAUAUAGGUCGAAAUGGUCAAGUAAGGGAUCCAAGAGGUCUUUAUUUGGAGUUGGAUAGAAAUGGACGGCCUACUCAAGGUGGAGACGUUUCACCACUCUCUGAUAACGUUAUGUUUGAUAACCAGUGUUAUGGAACAACACCUAGCUCGAGCAAUGGUAAUUCCGACCAGGAACAGAGUAACAAUAAGGGCAUAUCAGGACGUUAUCAAAAACAUGAUAAUCAAACAACAAGUACUCCUGGUUCACCAACUAGUCGACUUUUACUCGAGUAUGAAAUGCACUUACGAAAUACUUUAGCGCGUGGUAUGGAUGCUGAGAGUUAUAGUUUGCACACAUUUGAAGCACUGCUAACACAGAGUAUGGAAAAUUUAGAGAUGGCAGAAAAGUUGCCCCCAUUAAACUCAAGAAGUCCGUAUCCUAUAAGAAGGCGACCGAUGAGUGCUGGAGGGAGCUUUAAUAGAUCAUCUACACUUCCACAUAGAAUCGAAAGAUCAUCCAGUGCUACAAGAGAGGGUUAUUAUAGUGAUAGACAAGAUGCAGCUAGAGAAAGAGACAGAGAACGAGGUUACUUAUCUGAUCAUGCACCUUCUAGCAAUAAUAGAUGUGCCAACUGUUGGAACGAAUCUGCUCGAGCUCAAUGGUUUAGACAUAGUGAUGGUUGGCGGUGCGGAUCUUCAACCAUGGGAAGUAAUGCAUCAAAUACUGGUGUUCCGUACGGUUCUUUUGACGGACACCAUGCUCAUCAUCACGGUCCACCAACAAGGGCUAACAAAAGAUCGGCUUGGGAAUCUUUACCAUCACUUCGUCAUGAAAAUAGUCUUAUGACAGAUAAUGAAUACAAAUCUAAUAGGAAUGAAUUCGAACAAAGAAUGUUCGAACGACAAGAUAGUGCCAGGAUGGAUUAUAUGGCUGAAAGAGAGGCUAGACAUAGUUUUAGUGGAAUUACACAGCAGACUUCUGUUGAAAGCACAGAUUCUCGUCUAUGCUACCUUACAUCAUCAGAAAUAUCAGACGAUGAUCGUAUGUCUUUGACAACCGCUAUCAGCGACGAAGACGAUGCAGAAAGCACUCAAAAUUCACCAUACCGGGGUAAACAAACAGGGACAGCAGCUGCCUCGUUUAAUUGCACGGGAGCUGUCAGAAAAGCAGGGUUUUUGAGUGUAAAGAAAUGGUUGUUACGGAAAAAGCACCAAAUUGAACUUGCUAGAAAAAGAGGCUGGAAAGGAUAUUGGGUGUGUCUUAAAGGUACUACAUUACUAUUUUAUCCAUGCGAUUCUAGAGAAGGCCGAAGUGUAGAGGCAGCUCCAAAACACCUUAUAAUUGUUGAUGGAGCAAUCAUGCAACCUAUUCCAGAACACCCGAAGAGAGAUUAUAUUUUUUGUUUAAGUACAGCAUUUGGAGACGCCUAUUUAUUUCAGGCACCUUGUCAAGUAGAAUUGGAAAAUUGGGUGAACAGUAUACAUUCUGCAUGUGGGGCAGCAUUUGCCAGGCAUAGAGGGAAAAUAGGAACACUUCAUUUAUUACAAGAAGAAAUUUACAGAAUUGAAAAACAAGUGGAUGCGGAUCAAAAACUCAAACACAUGGCUGAAGUAGAAGUAGAAAUGCUAACAGAUCCAGAUACUAAAGAACAAAUAAAAAAGCAAAUUUUAGCAUGGGAAGAGAAUUUAGAGAGACUUCAUUGUGAACAAUUUCGGCUCAAGUGUUAUAUGGCUAGUUUACAAAAUGGUGAACUUCCAAACCCCAAGAUUCUUUUAACGCGUGUAUCCAGAGCCACAAAAAUCACAUUAAACAAAUUAGGAGUGUUUACUGUAUCUUCGUUACAUGCAUUUAUAUGCGCUCGGUCUCCGUCAUUGCUCAACAAUCUUUUGGCAGGACGUGGUGCAACCAAAAGAAAAGCUCCAGUUUUAUCUCGUUCAAAUAGUAGUUCAGGUAGAAGAUCAUUACAAUCGUCAACAUCAAGAGAUGACCCCGAAAAGACUGUGAAAGUGUCCUUACCUGAUAAUCAAUCGGUACAAAUACAUUUGCGAGAGGGCAUGACGGUUGAUGAAUAUUUAGCAUUAUCUUGUUCAAAAAAAGGACUUAACCCCAUGGAGCACUUUGUCAGGGUAAAAAAGAGAAGGGAUAUGGAAGAUCAUAAUUAUUUUGUUCCUCACCGGACUGAUAGUAUUGAAACUUAUUUACAUACUCACGAAGUAGUUGAAGUUCGUGCCAAGAUCCUUUAUCAAGUAGAACUUGAAAGAAAUACAUUAGAUCAUAUGUGGGGAUUUUCCGUAGAAGCAGAAUUAAUUGAAAAUGCUGAAAGACAAGAUGAACUUUGUUGUUAUGUUAGUCGAGUUGAAGAUAAAGGAAUUGCUAUUCAAAAUGGUUUAAUUAAAGGCGAUGAAAUUAUGGUGAUUAAUAGUGCAAUAGUAAGUGAUUUAGAUAUGAUGUACUUGGAAUCGGCUCUUCAAGAAGAACUUUCUCUAAGUAUGAUGAUGAGAUCAUCCAGAACAGAACCUCCUCAAUUACCUACAGGCUCAAGAAUUAUAUCAAAGACUACUGAUGAUAUAAUUCAAUCAUUAGUAUGUCCUCCACCGCCUACAGAUCCACCAGUGAUCUCAGAAGAAAUGAUAUCUGGAUUAAUCGUACCUGCUCCAGGGUGGAAUAGGGAAGGUAUUUAUGAAUUAGAAACUAAUAACAUGACACAAGAUUCAAAACUUGCUUCUAGAGGAAAUUCUUUUGAAAUAGAAAAUUUAAUUAAGAGUGCUGGUGAAGUAACUGGAUUUUGUAGAUCUCCAGAACCAGCAAGAAGAAUUAGCCCAACCGUAAUUUCUGCAAUACAAAAUCCUCAAAUAACUAUUGGUCGUCAGUUAACGGAUGCUGAAAAACUUAGAAAAGUCAUUUCUGAACUUGUAGAUACUGAAAAAUCAUAUAUUAAGCACUUAAAUAAUCUACUGGAGAAUUAUUUAGAACCACUUAAACAAGAAACAUUUUUAUCUGGAGCAGAAAUAGCUGUUUUGUUUGGUAAUAUCCAAGAAAUUGUUCAGUUUCAACACCAAUUCUUACAAAAUUUAGAAGAAGCCGUGUGCCAAGAACCUAACUUCCAUAAAUUUGAUCAACCAGAACAAUUCAAAAAUAUACUUUUUUCAAUUGGAAGCGCCUUUUUAUAUUAUGUCAAUCAUUUCAAAUUGUACAGUUCAUUCUGUGCAAGUCAUUCAAAAGCUCAAAAAAUACUUAAUCCCAAUGAAGGCAAUCAAGCUUUACAAGAAUUUCUAUGCUCCCGAAAUCCUCGGCAACAACAUUCUUGUUCUUUAGAAUCUUAUUUAAUUAAACCUAUUCAAAGGAUAUUAAAAUAUCCACUACUACUGCAACAAUUAAGGAAUCUUACUGAUCCUCAUUCAGAUCAACAUCUUCACCUCGUUGAAGCACUAAAGGGAAUGGAAAAUGUUGCUGAACAUAUUAAUGAAAUGCAAAGGAUACACGAAGAAUAUGGAGCAAUCUUUGAUCAUUUAUUCAGACAACAUCAAAAAUCUUGUAAACAAUCUAUUGAUUUGUCUCCGGGUGAUUUACUGUACUAUGGAGGAGUUGAAUGGUUGAAUAUAUCUGAUUUUCUUGGGAAAAUAAAAAAAGGUCUAGAACUACAUGCAAUGUGUUUUGUGUUCAAAUCAGCAGUAGUUUUUUUGUGUAAAGAACGUUUAAGACAAAAAAAGAAAUUAAUGAGUGUAUCUGGUAAAAGUGAAAUGGAAAUAAUUAGAUAUCAAGUUUUAAUACCAGUAACUGAAGUACAAGUUAGAGCAAGUUCUGCUAAAGAUAUGGAGACACAUUUCUUAUGGGAACUAAUCCAUUUACGUAGUCAAUCGCACAGAAGGGCAGAAAAGAUUUAUGUCCUUUCCAAUAGUACUGCCGAAUUCAGAAAUGCAUUCUUAAAAACUAUACGCCAAAUUAUUCGCGAAAGUGUACGAAACAUGAACAUUCCUACUGCCAAACCUUCUACUAAUUCCCCUGCUCAACUAGUAAGCAAUACUGCAACAUUAGGAAGACAAACAAUUAAUACUGGAGGUUUACAACUAACAUCAGAAGAUCAUAAAACGCCUGAUAUUUCAAACUUAGCACAAGGAUCACAAACACUUGGAAAACCUAAAAAAAUACCUCCAAAACCACCUCAAAGACAUUCUUCGGGGAGCACAUUGUCUAAAGUAGAGUUAAGAAAUCAAGGAACAUCGUCAACUGAUUCUACAACGGAUACUGCAGGGACUCAAACAAUUUUGCCCAACUAUAGAUCGAGAAAUAGAGAAGAACGAAAAGUAGACGAACAAAAAUCCGAAGGUGAAGACGAUAGCAAUAGUCAACCUGGACCAUCUAAAGGAUUUCCAAUGCAUGGUAGUUUGGGAAAAACACCUAACUACUUAAUGCUUAGUACCACAUCUACAUUAUCAGCAAGUAGUACUGGAAGCCAAGCAGCCAGACUGGUGGAAAGAUCACAACAACCAGAAAAUUAUCAACCACCUCAGGUGCAGGACCUCGGUUCUCCAGUGUGGAAGCCCAGAGAAUUGGGAGAAUCGUCAACUUUACCACGAAAAAAAAGAUCGAAUCAGGAGCAGUUUGAAACAAGGACAAUGGUGAGAAAAGGAGAAAAGAAAGAUAAAAAAUAAAUAAAAACGCGGGACAAUCAUUCAUAAAACAAAAAAUGUUCAUGCAUAAAAAUACCCAAUUAAUAAGGAACGUGAUAGCUCUCAUCGACUCUUAGGAGUUGUUUUUAAAAAUCUAAUUGGGGAUUUCUAUGAGGUCCUUGUUACCAAUGGUAUGGAAAGGAUCUGCCGGCUGAGGGUCGAAGAAAUUAUGUUUAUGAUCAAGUUAGAUUAUUUCUUAAAUUCUCAUUACCUUAUUGGUAUGUUCCUACUUUAUUUAUUAAAUAAAAUUAGAAUUUAUUACAGUCUUUUGUUUCGUGUAAAUAAUAAUUAAAACGAAACUGA
This is a messenger RNA of Melanaphis sacchari, 7107 nucleotides long. It is a transcript of the gene sif, whose product is annotated as protein still life, isoform SIF type 1. Gene Ontology annotation, molecular function: protein binding; guanyl-nucleotide exchange factor activity. The coding region runs from base 904 to 6786 and encodes 1960 amino acids. Lineage: Eukaryota; Metazoa; Arthropoda; Insecta; Hemiptera; Aphididae. Gene Ontology annotation, cellular component: synapse; membrane. The record is from RefSeq and is a predicted model, not a curated record. The transcript has 34 exons. Gene Ontology annotation, biological process: positive regulation of axonogenesis; small GTPase-mediated signal transduction; activation of GTPase activity.